Molecule: messenger RNA, 3452 nt
Organism: Anthonomus grandis grandis
Lineage: Eukaryota; Metazoa; Arthropoda; Insecta; Coleoptera; Curculionidae
Exons: 2
Coding region: 2324-3064 (246 amino acids)
Molecular function (GO): nucleic acid binding
Source: RefSeq, a predicted model, not a curated record
GAUAUAUGAAAACCUAGCCACACUGGAACAAUCAUACACAAUGAGUCAUUCCAUCCUUUUUCACAUAAAGUAGCAGCUUUAAAUAGUUAUGUAAAUAGAGCACUACAGAUUCCUCAAACAACUGAAAGCAGGGAUAGAGAGUUGAAUAUUAUCAAACAAAUUGCCCAAACUCAUAAUUUUUCUCCCAAUUUAGUAGACAAAAUAAAAAAUAAAUUUCUAUUACGUAAUGCGUUCCAAAAUGUCUACAUACCACAUCAAACAAUAUUAAGUAAUCAGCCAGUAAAUAAGUUCAUUUCACUUACAUACAAUGGAGCAGUUUUUUAUAAAAUCCAACGAGUUCUAACUUCUUUAAAUGUUAAGGUUGCCUUUAAAUCGAGCAAUUUAUUAGGUAACUUAUUGAUUAAUAAUAAAGACAAAACGGAUCCGUUAUCUUGUAAAGGAAUUUAUAAGCUAUAUUGUGAGUGUGGUUAUUUUUAUGUAGGUAGAACGAAGCGUAGUUUUAAAGCUCGGUUUAGCGAACAUGACCGAUGCAUUAGACAAAACAAUCCUGAGUCAUUAUUUGCUAAGCAUAUUAUGGAGACCGGUCACCCAUCGAAUCUACUAGAUAAUUACAAGAUCUUACAUAGAGUUCAGGACAACAUAAAUCUAAAUAAUCUUGAAUUACUCGAGAUUAAAAGAUCUCUCAAAAAAGAAUAUGAUAAAUCUCUUAAUAUUCAGAUUAACAUUCCUGAAACUAAUUUAAUUAAUAUUUUAUUUGAAUAACUCUUCCCUCCCUUUCCGGUUAAUUUAUUUUAAUAAAAACCCCGUUGUUUUCUUAAUAUAAACUGGUAGAGACAUCUGUUUAACAGUUUUAAAAUAUUUUAAAGUUACUGUGGGUACCGCUAUCUAGUACCCAUUCGGUUAUAGGAUAUAAAAUAUAGAUUUCUUUGUAACGUUCUUUCUUAAUUAUGAAAACUAGAUAUAGAUGACUCUGUUGGUCAGAUUAGUUUGAAUGGCGGUUAUCAUAGUUUUUAGAUCGUUUUGUCUAUUGUGUUGUAACGGUGCUUUUUAGAUGUUAUUGUUUUAAACCUAAGUGUAUUAUUUGUUAUCUUACGAUAAGAUUUACUUGCUUAAUUUUAGCUGUACCGUUCUAUAUGUGCUUUUGUUUUGUUUUGACAAAUCUCGUUUUUAACAAUUCCUCGACCUGAUGAUGCGAUGAUAUUGUAAUCGCGAAACCGGUCGUCAUAAUAAAAGGAAUUUCUGGUGAAAUAAGACCUUUAAUUUCUACUGUGUUUGCUAGCAAAUACCUAUAAAAAUACAUCCCAGAACAUGGACACCAUUCUCCAAACUAUAAUAUUAAUACUUUUAAUUACUCUAUGGAUCAAAAUAAACAAUGUAUCCAAGGCGUAGGAUACCUACCCCGACCUUAUAGACUUGCCUCGAAUAAAUUGCUUACCGCUAUCUCUCCCAAAAUACGGUACCAUGGCCUCAUCAAGGCUGUGAUUCUCUUCAACUGGGGCAUAAUCAAAAAAUUUUUUAUUUAGGCUCUUGAAAAGAGGACGCAGUUUAGAGUACUUGUCUUUUUUAUCAAGGGAAGUAUUAUCACUGCAAUGAAUAUUACUCAUUAUGAAUUGAAAUCUAUCUCUGGAAAUAGCGGCUACUAUAAGUUUAUUCUGGGUAUCGUUGCAAUUUUGCCAAUACAUAUGUCGCCUUGGAACAGUUGUAUAUCCACUGACAAGUAACACCCCUAUGAAGCAGUACAUCUCGUCUGCAGUAACGUUACCGGGGCGGUUUUUUUGCUGUGGAUAAAUAUUGGUAAAAUUGACAAUUUCUCCUACCAAGUUCUCAUCAAAGAACAGCUUGAAAAUAUGUCCAGGGGAACGAUUGCUUUGUGCAGUUUGAACUGAUUGCCAUUGCAUAAACAUAGACUCUAAAUCUUUAUUGAGAGUAUAGUCAAACGUGUUUAGGUCGCCUUUCAACAAAAGUGGACAGUGGUAGAUCGUCAUCACUGUCCCAGUCGUCUUCACCUUCUACGUCAAAUUCAAUUUCCGCCGGGGCUCUUAGUUGCACUCCUUUAUCGAGAUCUUUAUCGAUAUCGCAGUUUUCGUUGGUAUUUUCGGGUGGAAAAAUUGUAAUGCCUGUAGGAAUGUCCGACGUAGAGUCAUUCUCCAAUUCCUAAGAUUUCUGCCAUGGUUAGUGGCUUUUUCCAAUACCUGUAAAAAACCACAUAGUAAAGGGUGAUUCAAAUUGAGUUUCCACAUUACAAUUUUUUUUUUUUGAAACGCUCCUGAAUUUGUCAACGGCAACGUGACAUUUCUAACGUCAAAAUAUAAACAAAACAGUCAUGGAGCAAUAUACGACCGAACAACGUGUUAAAAUUAUCCAAGCCUAUUAUGAAAACGGCCGAUCAAGGAAAAAUACAUUUCGUGGUUUACGUGAAUUUUUUGGCGCACAAAAUCGGCCUUGUGAGAAGACAAUUUGGAAUUUGGUACAAAAAUUCGAGCAAACUGGAUCCGUCGCUAACAUCAAAACUCCUAGGCAUGCUCGUAGAGGUCGGUCGGAACACAAUAUUGCUAUUGUUGCCGAAAGUGUGAACGAAAAUCCAAGAACAUCGAUUCGUCAUCGAUCGCAGCAACUGGACCUUACAUAUUCCACUACACAGCGGAUUUUAACAAAAGAUUUGCAGUUACACCCAUACAGAGUCCAAAUAACGCAGGAAUUGAAGCCUAGGGACCAUCAACAGCGCCGUGUAUUUGCCGAAUGGAUAAGAGAACAAGGGGCAAAUUUUCCAAUGAAAAUAAUCUUUAGCGAUGAGGCACAUUUUCAUCUUGGGGGCUUCGUAAAUACUCACAAUUGCCGUAUUUGGGGAUUAGAAAAUCCAAGACAGAUUGUUGAAGUGAAAAUGCAUCCUCAAAAGGUGACUGUUUGGUGUGCCUUUUGGUCCGGAGGCGUAAUUGGUCCAUUUUUCUUCGAGGAUCAUGCGGAGAACGCUGUUACGGUUAAUGGCGUUCGCUAUCGGAACAUCAUAACAGAAUUUUCCUGGGAACAGUUGGAAGAUAUGGACAUCGAAGAUCUCUGGUUUUAACAGGACGGUGCCACCUGUCACACAUCAGGAGAAACGAUCCAAGUACUGCGCGGCAAAUUUCCAGGUCGCGUUAUUUCACGUAACGGUGAUAUCAAUUGGCCGCCGCGAUCCUGUGAUUUAACUCCCUUAGAUUAUUUUCUAUGGGGGUAUCUUAAGAGCAAAGUCUACAAGAAUAACCCGAACACCAUUGCGGAGCUGAAACAAGAGAUUAGACGCGAAAUUACCAACAUAGGUCCUGAUUUGUGCCACAGAGUAGUCGAAAAUUUCUCCAAACGGAUUACGUCAUGCCACAUGAGCCGCGGCGGUCAUUUACAUGAUGUCAUCUUUCAUACAUAAUUGUAAUUAACUACCUUCAAGGGGAAAAUAAAUAUUUUUCUAUAAUUUUCAA